Rhinocladiella mackenziei CBS 650.93 is the source of this 432-nucleotide messenger RNA. RefSeq lists its product as uncharacterized. The record is from RefSeq and is a predicted model, not a curated record. The transcript is spliced from 3 exons. NCBI's taxonomy places the organism in Eukaryota, Fungi, Ascomycota, Eurotiomycetes, Chaetothyriales, Herpotrichiellaceae. The coding region runs from base 1 to 432 and encodes 143 amino acids.
AUGACCAAAUCCACAGUCACAUAUGGUCGAGGGGGCGCAGGAAAUGUCACCAACAAGACCGACGCGUCGCCUGCUUUCGAACCGCAAUCCACACCUACCUUGAAGUCCAAGACGUACACUACUGGUCGAGGUGGAACUGGAAAUAUGACCAAGAACGACUUUGAGCAUCCCGAGGCGGCACGACGAUCCCAGGAUGUCGAGAUUCCAGGCAUCAUACUCCCCGAAGGAUCACAUCACACGGGCAGAGGCGGCGCAGCCAAUACGUACACGCCCACCGAAAACGAAAAACGGGAGGCCCGGACCCACAAUGAAAAGGUUCGGUCGGAGUCUUUCAAUCGCGAUGGUUCCAAGGAGCGCACCCGUAUCCGAGCCAUAGCAGACAAGGCAAAGGACACUUUGACUGGCCAACACAGUAGCGAGAGGGAAGCAUGA